Molecule: messenger RNA, 876 nt
Organism: Leguminivora glycinivorella
Lineage: Eukaryota; Metazoa; Arthropoda; Insecta; Lepidoptera; Tortricidae
Exons: 3
Coding region: 80-700 (206 amino acids)
Source: RefSeq, a predicted model, not a curated record
GGGCAGGCUUAGCUCAGCCAGUCGCCUGCUCGCGGGACUCGGGGCCACUUCACCAGACUCCACUUUGCAAGCUUACAAAAUGUGCGCAAAAUCUAUUUUGUUGUUAUUACCCAUUUUAUCGACUUAUGUUGACUCGGCUUCGUUUGAUCAGCGUCAGACCGGGGACUUGAACGUGCAAGUAGAUUUGAAGGAUAUCCACAUCAUUGCUUUGAUGAAAGGCGGCAAAGAAGAAUAUGUGGAUUACGACUAUGCCUACGAUUACUCAGAGAUGACGAUAAAACCGCAAAACGGUUCUACAACACCGAAACCGUUAAAUGGGACCACUGAUGCUGAAAAUGAUUCAACAAUCACCACCGCUGUAUUCGAGCUAUCGACUGAGGCAAUAAAAAAUGAUACGUGGUUGAGUGCCGAGACCACAGCGACACCUACCGCGGUCAGCCAACAAGACACGUCUUCGUCAACAGAAAAAAGCACCGAAGUCUUCGCAGCAACUACACUGGUGCCAAUUUCUAAUGACAAAAACCUCACAAUACAGACCGCAAAUAGCACGGAAUGUAAAAAAGGCUUUGUUCUUAACCUCAAAGGUGAUUGCGAGCUCAAAUUGCAAGGCACAGGAAAUGCGUUGCUGAAAUUAGUUAAAUUAUCCCAGAGGUUGAAACUGAAGAGAGAAAAUCGGAGAAAUCAAAAUCACUCAACAUAAGCUAUUUCCUAGACUACAUGCUGAAAUGUAUAUUUUAAACGUAAUAAUAAUUAGUGCUAGCUGUGUACAUCAAUUAAGUACACACCUGUGACAAAGACUGCAAGAAUAAAAUCUAAUUGAAGUUUCUCUAGGGUUUUAAAUACAUAUUUUCCUUGAGUAUGAAUUCCAUUGUGUUA